Carya illinoinensis is the source of this 4424-nucleotide messenger RNA. Its product is annotated as disease resistance protein RPV1-like. The record is from RefSeq and is a predicted model, not a curated record. Gene Ontology annotation, biological process: defense response; signal transduction. Gene Ontology annotation, molecular function: ATP hydrolysis activity; ADP binding. NCBI's taxonomy places the organism in Eukaryota, Viridiplantae, Streptophyta, Magnoliopsida, Fagales, Juglandaceae. Bases 795 to 3344 code for a protein of 849 amino acids. The transcript is spliced from 6 exons.
UUAACGGAUGAUCAAGGUAGGUAAGUGACCAAAAACCUUUGUUGAGUUUAAGUAAUUUCAGACAUACAAGAGAAUUAUAGAAGAGUUUGGGGAUGGUCAUGGAUGUGUUGGCUUAUUCGUAUACUCGAUCUUCUUUCUCUAGGGUUAAGAAUAGAAACGCAUACAAUUCUCAUCUGAUCAGCUCCCAAGACACGGAUGAAGCCAGAUGCCAUUCACUGUAAUUAAUAUUCAUUUGCCAUGGUAUAACACUGUAAAAAAAAAAAAAAUGCCAAAUUCCAAAUUUACGCAUGAGCUUUUUAUUUCAAAAUAAUUUUUGACAAGAAUAUAACCUUUAUGUCCCAAGACUAUGGUGUCUUGAUCAGCCAUAACCCUUAGCGCAUAGGCGCAUGCAAUUAUUCUUUGGGCGUUGGUGAUGCCAUGCUUCACACAUUUAUAUGGAUGUGUACUGGAAUUUCUCAUUUGUUGUCGUGUUGUCAAUGAUAUAGGAUAUAUGUCUUAAAAUGCAUCCCAAGUAAUGUGGAAAUAUGAAUCGGAUUUUUUUAUCACCUUAACUCUCAAGAUAUAUAGUUUGGACGCACGCCUGAAAAACUUUUCUUACAUAAUAUUCCUCAAUUGCUUUUUUUAGUCUUAAGAAAAUUGAAGAGGAAAUAGAGUGUAUCCGGCCAUUAUGAAAAAGAAUUGGGACUUGCGGGAUGUUCAGAUGUUUGCAGUCCAUUCAAAUCCAGUCAUAACAAGCACCUCCUUUUCCAUGGCUUCUCAAACUCUUCCUUCACCCUGCCCAAGCGUUUGCAAUUAUGACGGUCUUUCUAAGUUUUAGAGGUGCUAACAAGAAUUUUACUGAUCACUUGUACUCCGCCUUAAUGCGAGUUGGAAUACAUACAUUUCGAGAUGAUGGAGAGCUCCCCAGGGGGGGGAACAUCUCUACCGAACUGCAGAAAGCAAUUCAUGGAUCAAAAAUUUCCAUUGUAGUUUUCUCAAAAGGCUAUGCUGAUUCUAAGUGGUGUCUUAACGAGCUUGUCGAGAUUACGCACCGUGCAAAAAUUGGAGUCCAAACUCUUUUUCCCAUAUUUUAUCAUGUGGACACCUCGAAUAUCCGAAAACAAACUGGAACUUUUGCAGAUGCAUUUGCUAGGCAUGAAGAGCAAUUUCAGAAUGAUAUGGAACGGGUGAAGGGGUGGAGAGCAGCGCUUAGAGAUGCUUCUUCUCAUUCCGGCUGGGAUAUUAAGGAAGUGGCGAAUGGGCAUGAAUCAAGAGUUAUAGACCAAAUUGUGAAAGAAGUUUUAAGUAAAUUGAAGCCAGCUGAGUAUUUGGAUGUUGCCAUUCACCCAGUAGGAGUCGAUUCACGAGUUGAAGAGAUGAAAGCUUUAUUAGAUCAUGAAUCAAGUGACGUUCGCAUUGUGGGCAUCUAUGGAAUGGGCGGGAUCGGUAAAACCACGAUAGCAAAAGCUGUCUAUAACCAAAUACGUUAUACAUUUGAAGGAAGCAGUUGUCUUCUCAAUAUCAAAGAAAAGUCUGAACAGUUCAAUGGCUUAGUUCAUUUCCAAAAACAACUUCUUUUUGAUAUCUUGAAAAUGAAGAAAUUUAAGAUUGACAGUGUUGAUAGAGGGAUAAGAUUGAUUCAAGAAAGAAUUCAAGGAAAAAGAGUUAUUGUUGUUCUUGAUGACGUGGAUGAUUUGAAACAAAUACAUUACUUAGUUGGACAAUGCAAAUCAUGGCUGGGUCCAGGAAGUAGAGUCAUUAUAACAACUAGAAAUGAACAUUUGUUGACACAAGUACAAGUGAAUGGAAAGUAUGAGGUUAGAAAAAUGGAUGAGUUCGAAUCUCUUCAACUUUUCAGCUGGCAUGCCCAUCCAACAGUAGAUCACCUGGACCUUUCGGUUAGUUUCAUGAAUUAUGCUGGAGGACUUCCAUUAGCUCUUGAAGUUCUGGGCUGUCAUCUGUGUGGGAGAAGUGUCGAUGCUUGGGAAAGUGAAUUGGAAAUAUUACAAAAAAUGCCUCACGACAAGAUUCAUAAAAUACUUAAGAGAAGUUUUGAUUCCCUGGAUCAUAAUAGAAAGAUCAUAUUCCUUGAUAUUGCAUGUUUCUUUGUUGGUUUAGACAAAGAAUAUGUCAUUACAAUACUUGAUGGUUGUGGCUUCUCAUCCAAAAGCGGGAUUGACAUUCUUGUUCAAAGGGCCCUCCUGAGAAUUGACAUGCAACAUAAAUUGGCGAUGCAUGAUUUGAUUCGAGAUAUGGGAAGGGAAAUUGUUCGUGAAGAAUCAAACCAAUAUCCAGGAAAGCGUAGUAGAUUGUGGUUUCACAAUGAAGUCUUGAGUGUAUUGCACAAAAAUACGGGAUCGGAAGCAGUGGAGGGUCUCAUCCUGAAUCCAUUUUAUGAGCUUAGACAUGAAGAACGUUUGAGGACCAAAGCAUCUUUUGGGAAGGGUCACUCCCUAAAUUCACCCGAGCUUAAAGGAUUUGAAGCGAAUGGUUUCACCUUACAUUUGCCUGGGCUUAAAGUAGAACAUUUGAAAACAGAAGUAUUUGCAAAAAUGCAGAAUUUGAGACUGCUACAAAUCAAUGCUGUACAUCUCACAGGAAGCUACGAAUAUCUUUCCAAAGAGCUAAUAUGGCUUUGUUGGCAUGUCUGCCCUCUGAAAUUUCUACCUCAAAAUUUUCAUCUGGAGAACCUUGUUGUUCUUGAAAUGCAGUACAACAAUCUCACACAAAUCUGGAAAGGGAACAGGAUACUCAACAAUUUAAAAGUUCUUAAUCUCAGCUAUUCCAGAACUCUCAUAAAAUCGCCAGACUUCUUACAAUUCCCACAUCUGGAGGUACUAUUACUUGAAGAAUGCAUAAAAUUGGUUGAACUACAUGAGUCUAUUAAACAUCUGAAAGGGCUGGUCAGACUGAGUUUAAGAGACUGCAAGAAAGUUAGAAAUCUUCCAGAAAGCAUUUCUAACUUGAAAUCUCUUGAAAUUCUGAACUUGUCUGGCUGCUUACAGCUUGACAAGUUGCCAGAGAAAUUGGGGAAUUUGGCGACUUUAAAAAAGUUGCUUGCAGACAGAACUGCUAUCAAGCAAUUACCAUCCUCCUUUAGUCUUUUGAAGAAUCUCAAAGCCAUAUCAUUAUUUGGACAUGAAGGGACUUCCUUAGAAUCUUGGUUGUCAUGCUUCUCAACGUGGAUUUCAUCACCAAAAUGCUUGAACCCCAUGAAUUUGGUACGAGCUUCAGUUGUUGGAUUUUAUUCUUUGGGAAAACUAGUUCUCAAUAACUGCAACUUGUCUGAAGCUGAGAAUGCCAUUGAUCUCGGAGGUUUUAUCUUCACUACAAGAAUUGGAUCUAUCAAAAAACAACUUUUGUAGGCUACCUCAAGGCAUUGGUCGCCUCUCUAAAUUAGGAAUGUUACGUUUGAAAAAUUGUGUGUACCUUCAGUCAAUUUCAGAACUCCCUACAAAUUUACAGAUCCUGUUUGCAAAUGAUUGCUCCUCAAUGGAAAGGCUCUCACUUUCACAGAGUCCACAAUUAAUUGGUCUUUCCCUCAAUCACUGCAGCAAUCUGCUUGAGAUUCAGGGCUUAAAUUUGGAAGCUAUUCCAUUCAUUGAAAUGAUUGGGUGCGACAAUCUACCAUCCAAUUUUUGGACUAAUCUUCUCCAGGAUCUGUCAACCCCGAGUGCUACUGAAAGACUAGUUUGCUUCCCUGGCAGGGAGGUUCCAAAUUGGUUUAGCCAUCAAAGAAUUGGAUCUUCGAUUUCCUUUCGUGUACCUUCACUUUCAGAAGGUGAGAUUCGCAUGCUACUUAUUUGCGCUGUUUGUUCAUACAUGCAAAAUGGGAAUACGCCAGAUCUGGACGUGAUAAUCCAUAAUAAAACCAGAAACUUCCGGCAUCUUCUUGUGUCAAUACCGGUUGAACAUUGUGCAAAAUUUUCACAUAAUUUAUUCUUAUUCCAAGCCCCUGUGAUAAGAAAUAAGUUGAAGACGGUAGAUUUCCCAGAAAAGGAAAUGGAAAUGUUUAGUGGAGAGGAAAUCGAGGUGUCUUUCAAUAAUUGGGGCUCGGGCUACAAUGAGGUGAGCAAGUGUGGCGUUCAUCUUCUGCUCGAGAAGCCAAAUGAUAACAAUGGAAGUAUGGUGCAAUAUCUCAGAUAUGAUACUGCUGAAGAUGAUGAAAUGUCUGCUGCAGCCGAUGAUAAUGAGAUCUCUUUCCAUUCUGAAGUUGACGACUAAUGCCUACAAAGAUCGUUCAUCGGUGAAAUGAGGGCUUAAUCCUCUUACGAAAGGUGGGAAAAUGGUGGCUGGAAGAAUGGAUAAAAACAUAUUGCCUGACUGAUCAUUUCUUUUUAUGGUCUGUUAUCAUUUAUUCACGCUCUUAAAGGGAAUCAUGUUUACAUACUCUUCCUAGUCAACAAUCAUUUAUUCACGCUCUUAAAGGGAAUCAUGUUUACAUA